Dothidotthia symphoricarpi CBS 119687 is the source of this 687-nucleotide messenger RNA. RefSeq lists its product as uncharacterized. The coding region runs from base 1 to 687 and encodes 228 amino acids. The record is from RefSeq and is a predicted model, not a curated record. NCBI's taxonomy places the organism in Eukaryota, Fungi, Ascomycota, Dothideomycetes, Pleosporales, Dothidotthiaceae. The transcript has a single exon.
AUGUGCGAGAAAUGCGCCAAGAUUCCUGCUGCUGAUGCUGAGCAAGCUGUUCAGAAUGUUCGCAAAGCCUUCAGACGCCGUAAAGAGUUAAUCAACGCCAUAUACAACCUAUGCGAUAGAGCAGAGGACCAAUAUCGCUCAAUUGGUAUAUCUUACCACUCUACUCAGCAGGGUGCACGGCACCCAGACCACUUCCCCGCCGAGCGUCUGAACCGAUUGAAGCAAGCCUUUGAAAUAUCUAGCAUCGAAGAGUAUGAUGCGGUCUUUGCACAUUGGAAGAAGAUAGUUGACGAUCUGACUCACAUCAGCCGAACGCAUUUUAGGCGUAGUGGCACCGCGGAAGAACUGUGGCAUCGUCUCAACAUUGAACUUGAACCUGCAUUCGACAAGACAUAUCAAGACUACAUAAGAGCUCAAGAUGGGUUACAAGAUCUCAACAAGGAUGUGAACGAGUUGCUGAAUGUCAGCAUACGGUUCAACUACACGGAUAACAUGGGUCUGCGAUAUAUGUGGUGUGACCCGACGGGUACUGAUCAUACUCCACGCCGUCAGGGCCAAGAGUGGGCGACGUAUUGUGCUUGGAUCUCGAGUCUGCCCGAGACGCAGCGUUCGGUUGGAUCAAGGACGGUUGAUGAGAUUGCGUUGGAGCUUCUCUACGCUUCGCCAGACGAAAUUAUCGAUGAGUAA